This is a messenger RNA of Physcomitrium patens, 2277 nucleotides long. Its product is annotated as protein RETICULATA-RELATED 6, chloroplastic. Gene Ontology annotation, cellular component: chloroplast inner membrane. Gene Ontology annotation, biological process: plant organ development. Lineage: Eukaryota; Viridiplantae; Streptophyta; Bryopsida; Funariales; Funariaceae. The record is from RefSeq and is a predicted model, not a curated record.
CGCUCUAUCCACUUCUCCCUCUUUUGCCUUGGCGCUUGAAGUGCGUUGCAGACGAUUUCUGACGCAGCCAGCUUCUGCUAGAGAGCCAAGUUAGGAUCACUACUACUUCCCUGUCUGUACCUUGAGAGAAACGGGUUUGAGCUUGUGAGGGAGGAAGGCCAAGCAGUCGAAGGACGCCAUGGCUGCCAUGGCUUCGUUGGCGUCGAGGGGGAUGGCUUACACUCCGGCUGUGAAGGUGAACAGAGACGGAGGGAUGGUGGAGGAAAGUCUUUUGAGUUUUUCAAACGGGUUUCAAACACGGAGCAAUUCCGAGUUUCAGUGCAAGCUAGUGGCGGUGGUAGGGAAGGAGAGGCGGAGAUUGGCAGGGGUUUGGAGUUUUGUGCGGGGGUUUAGUGGGCCGGGAGGGGAGGAAAAUGUCGACUGCUUUCCGUCCAGCAAGGAUGUGCCGAACAUCUCUAUCAGGUCGCAUGCUGCAGAGAUGAAGAAGGGAUACGGAGCUUUUGGUGGGGGUGGUGCGACGUUGGAAAAGUCGAAGCUAGACUUUUCCCAGUCCACGGCUAGGGUUAAACAGGAGGUGGAACUUGGUGGUGGUGGUGGAGGUAUUGGAAAUAAGAAUUUUAAUGGGGGUGGUGAUGGAGGUGACGAUGAUGGCGACGAUGAUGACUACUUCGGUGAGGAUGAUGGCGAUGACGAUGGUGACAACAAGGGAUUGUUCGGAAGGCGUGUGGUAGUUCCUGAGAUGUUCGAUCGAAAAUAUGUGGAAGCAAUCUUACAAGAGUGGUUCAGGACGAUCAGUGAUUUGCCUGCAGGAAUUCGACAGGCUGUCGAACUGGGUUUGAUCAGCUCAGCCCAGAUGGUCAGAUUCUUGUCAGUUAAUGCUAGGCCGACUAUUACUAGGAAGCUGUCGAGGGCGGUCCCUCAGCCAAUUUCAAGGGCCAUUAUUGGACGCAUUCUUGCGGAUCCUGGUUUCUUGUACAAGUUAGCGUUUGACGAGAUUGUGACGGUUGGUAAUGCUGUGUGGUGGGAGUAUCAACAUAGAGGAGAAAGGAUAAGGAAAGAGUGGGACGUUGCUGCAGUGAAUGUGUUGACUCUAGUCGCCAGCACAGCAGCCAUGAACUGGGCGUUAGCCCCUAGCCGAUCUUAUGGUUCAACAUUUAAAUACGAGUUCCAAAAUUCUCUUCAAAAGCUCCCAAACCACGUCUUCGACAAGAGCUAUCCACUUCGAGAAUUUGAUAUGUCAAAGCGAGUAUUUAGUUUCUUCUACAAAGCAGCACAGCUUAGCCUGGUUGGCAUGGUAACCGGGGCUGCCGGGGCAGGCCUAUCCAGAGUAAUGCCUUCAUCUAAAAAGAAAGAAUUGUCGGUGUCGAUCCCUUCAGUCAGCACUAGUGCAUCAAGUUAUGGUGCAUUUAUGGGGUUAUCGGGCAACUUAAGGUAUCAGCUGCUCUUUGGUGCGGAAAGGCUUAUGCAGGACCAUUUCCAACAUUUGGGGGUUGUCAUAUUCUUUUCGGCAGCUCUCAGGGCUUUGAAUGUCCAGAUUGGAGACGUAACUAGACUAGCGUUUUUGGGACAAGGGGAAUUACCUGUUGUUCAUGCCGAUGGAACUCUUUCUCAGGCAUAUCGUCGACCUUCAUUAACUUCGGAGUCGCUAACUGGGUGGAUAAUACCUACCAAGGGUCUUAUCACAGGCCUCUUGGAUGGCUCAAAGGUACAGAAUAAAACUGGCGCUCAACGGCAAACUCCUAAUGUCUUCGCAAAGAGAAAAGUGAAGCGCAAAGUAACUGCUGGAAGUAGGUAAUUUCCAGUGAUUUACACGCGGGAAUUAGUUUAGUUGAAGAUCGAGAAGAUAAUGACCACUUGAGCCAUCCCACAGGAGUGCGCACUCCUCAUACUUGCAGAUCAAGAUCUUGAAGUGGUCUUCUGACUGGGCUAUGAAAGCAUCUCUGUUGGAAACUUAUGACGAACAUGUGCCCUGCAGUCUGAUUCCAUUAAACAUUGUUGUUAGAUUGAGUUGGCCAGUCAGACAUUGAACCAGAUUGUAGGACCUAGAUCUAUGUCGACAGCCGUUUCCGCCGGUGUCCUCUUCCAAAGAUUCAUGUAUAAAUCUUGGAAUACCACCUGCAAAGCAUGAUGUUACAUGAGGAUGAGCAACUGGUUUUCCAUGCGGACACUACUCAGAUUAUCUAACACAAAACAUUUGUGUUGUGUAGCAAUACCACACUUGAUUUCGGAUCAUAACCUGAAUUAUUACAUGGAGCAAUUGUUUCUUGUUCACUCCAA